Molecule: messenger RNA, 1116 nt
Organism: Prosopis cineraria
Lineage: Eukaryota; Viridiplantae; Streptophyta; Magnoliopsida; Fabales; Fabaceae
Exons: 2
Coding region: 379-864 (161 amino acids)
Source: RefSeq, a predicted model, not a curated record
AUGAUUAACCCAAAUUAGGAACGUAAAAGAAGGAGCCAACACCUCUCCCACAUUGCAUUGCUGGUUGGUUUCGUAGGGCCCUACGCACAAAACAUGAAAGGCGUGACGUGAGAUCAGUGAGAGAUCUGUGUGUCUCUGUGUGUUUGUGGGUGCGAUCUGUGUGAUUUGAAUCAUCUGAGUUCCAAUCCAAUACCGUUUUAGCUUAAAAUUUGCGUAGCGUGUGUGCAAAGCUCACUAUUCCUAAUCAUUCUUCUCUCGCCUUAGUUUUACCCUCCAAAACCUCUAUUCCAUUUCCAUUCUCCUUCCUUUGGUGCCAACAACAAUAACUCAAUUCCUUCUCCUCACCCAAUUCUUCACAGGCAGAAAAGGCAUUCGAAAAUGGAGCAGGAGAAGAUGAAGAGAGCAAGAGAAAGAGAUUAUGAUGAAACCGAGCCUCAAUCUCUUGAGGACAACAACAUCAACUAUAAUGCAAAGAAGAGAGAUCUGUAUGGCAUAAACCAGGUGAAGGAGAAUCAACAGAAAGAUGUAGAAUCAGAAAAGGCUUCUUCAAAGCCUUGGGAUUCCCACUUAGCAUUAGGAGUAUUUGAUUUCCCAUGGCUGAAAGAUGGUGUCAUGUCCAAAACAGAAGACUGCUUCUUGGACUUUGACGACAAAUUCUCAUCGUCUCUAGAACAUCAAGAUGGUGGUUUCAAUUUCUCAGAAGCUUACUGUUACUCUGAAACUCCAGAAACAUCAAAGAAGGAGAUGGAGACUGUGUGGCAGCCAUUUGAGAGUGAUGGAUUGGAGAUUAAAGCAGAGGAUGUUGAUUGCAUUUGGAGCUCUGUCAUCAAUAAGAACAACCAUGAGGGGAAGCUUUUGAUGUAAGUAGUUUCUUCUUCCUGUCUUCUCCUGCAAUCUUCAUGAACUGUGGUGGAAUUUACAAGAUGGCAAAUCUGGGUUAGGUGUAUAUUGUCUAAUAUUAUUUCCCUAUAUACAUAUUUUUUUUCUUUCCCUUUCUUUUUGCCCUCUUAUUUGGGUAUGCAGCAACCAUUUUUGUUACGAGUUUCCUUGACUGAUAUUGUUCAAUAAAAAUUGAAUGGAAAUGUAUGUUGAUCAAUUGGAAAUUAUAGUAAUAAA